Pleurotus ostreatus (oyster mushroom) is the source of this 1038-nucleotide messenger RNA. RefSeq lists its product as uncharacterized. Gene Ontology annotation, biological process: double-strand break repair via homologous recombination; protein sumoylation. The transcript is spliced from 6 exons. The coding region runs from base 1 to 1038 and encodes 345 amino acids. NCBI's taxonomy places the organism in Eukaryota, Fungi, Basidiomycota, Agaricomycetes, Agaricales, Pleurotaceae. Gene Ontology annotation, cellular component: Smc5-Smc6 complex; nucleus. Gene Ontology annotation, molecular function: zinc ion binding; SUMO ligase activity. The record is from RefSeq and is a predicted model, not a curated record.
AUGGCACGCGCGGCGCGGCGCACCAGGCCUGCUCGCACUCAGGCUGAAUCUGACAUAGAAGAAGAACCGGAAACCCAGCCCAGCCAGGACGAACGACAGCCCUCAGCAAAGGGCAAGAAUGCACGACGCGGUGGUGGGCGUCCCAACGCGUCGCGAAUGCAGGUAGACGGGGAGGAUGAACCCAAGACUGAGGCUGCAAAAGAUGAGGAUGAGGACGAUGAUGAUGAUGAAAAUGAUAGAAUCGACGUCGCAAAUUUCUACAAUCAGCCCCUGACUAAGGAGGACCUUCCCAGACUGAAAGGUUUAGCAGGCGACUGGGGAACCAUGCACGAUAACAUUGCCAACAGAACUGGGUUUAUAGCCGAGCUUGCUGCGUCCAUCGCUGACCUCGAUGUUUUCUCCAGGGAAGAUUCGGAGAAGGGUGUCGAGGCCCUGGAAAUGAUCAUGAGGGAUAUUGUGGAUGUAGGCGCAGAAAUGAAAGCCAACGAGCAAGUCCUCGACAGCAUAUACCAAGACUUGGCCCGUGGAGAAGUCAUUAACGAAGCGGUCAACCGCUAUACUGCCGGAAUCCACAGCGGCCUGAUGGAAUACGAGCAGAAAACCACCCGUCAGAAAUAUGUCAAGAACCCACAAUAUAUACAAUUCAAGCAGAGUAUCUGGGACGCUCAGAAUCCUGACACACCAAUGCCGGCGCUGAGCGAGUUGGUGCCUAAAGAGGAUGGCGAUGAUAGCGAUGACGACGACGAUGAAAUCGAGGUCGGCGGUGUCACCCAGGACUUCAAGUGUCCUCUCAGUUUGAUGCCGCUCCAAGAUCCUUGGACAUCCUCCGUGUGCGGGCAUUCCUUCUCUGGGGAUGCUAUCAGGGACUAUUUCAGGGGUAAUCAUGGAGCGAAGAAGUGUCCUGCCGCUGGCUGCAAUCGGUCUUUCACGCUCGCACAGUGCAAAGCUGACGCUGAUCUGGCGAAGAAAGUCAAAGGUGUUCUUAGGCGCCAACAAAGGAGGGCGGAUGAUAGUGAUGCAGACGAGGUUGUCGAUUGA